GCUAAGUAAAAGAUGUUAAUGCAAAGACUAUUUCUCAAUGUCAAGUACCAUAUAAGGGAUAAAGGGGAUCUAAAAGAGAGAGAUUGGGCGCAUGGCGGCGCCGGGGCGUUGUAUACUCCUGUAUCACAUGGCAAAUCAGGGUCCUUUUUUCUUCAUCUGCCUGCUAGCCCUGGGUGCCACCACCAACGGGGCAAAUCCAAACCAUUAUUCCAAGCCAUUUAACCGGAGCAGUUUUCCAGCAGGUUUCACUUUUGGUGCUGGCUCAGGUGCUUACCAGAUUGAAGGAGCAGCUCUUGAAGAUGGAAAAGGGCCAAGUGUAUGGGACACUUUCGCUAGAAAAUAUCCAGAAAGAAUUGCUAAUCGAAGUACAGGAGAUGUAGCUGUUGAUUUUUAUCAUCGUUACAAGAUUGUCCAAGAAAUGCUACAGGACGACAUAAAGCUGAUGAAGAAAGUUGGUUUGGAUUCGUUCAGAUUCUCCAUUUCAUGGUCUAGGAUUUUACCCAAGGGGAAACUUUGUGGAGGAGUAAACCCACUAGGGGUCCAAUUUUAUAACAACCUCAUCGAUGACCUUCUUGCCAAUGCUUUAAAGCCGUUUGUGACUUUACUCCAUUUUGAUCAUCCACAAGCUCUUGAGGAUGACUAUGGAGGGUUCUUAAGUCCCAAGAUUGUGGAUGAUUAUGUUGAUUAUGCGGAUUUUUGCUUUAAAACAUUUGGUGACCGGGUCAAGCACUGGGUGACCAUGAACGAACCAAAUGGGUGGAGCCUGGGCGGUGCCAAUGGCUCUGCUGCCUCUUCUCCGACCGAGUCCUAUAUCUUGGCCCGUCACUUGCUUCUUUCCCAUGCAGCUGCUGUCAAACUCUACAGGAAGAAGUACCAGGCAUCUCAAAAGGGAAAAAUUGGAAUUACCAUAAUAACUAAUUGGUUCAUACCAAAAUCCGAUGCAACUGCUGACCGCAAGGCAGCUUCCAGAGCUCUAGAUUUCCUUUUCGGAUGGUUUGUGGAUCCACUAAUAUUUGGUGAGUAUCCAAAGAGCAUGCGAUCAAUGGUAGGGAGAAGACUGCCCAAAUUCACCGAAGCAGAGUCCAAAAUGUUAAAAGGGUCCAUCGAUUUUCUUGGUGUAAAUUACUACACCGCAAAUUAUGCUGAAAAUGCUCCUCCAUCCAACACUGCCAUCGCUGCCAAUGAUAGCAGAGUCAAUCUCACAACUGAAAAGGAUGGAGUUCCAAUUGGCACACCGACUGCUGUGAGCUGGCUUUUCAUUUAUCCGAAGGGCUUGCGAGGGCUUAUGCUUUACAUAAAGGAGAAAUAUAACAAUCCACCCAUUUACAUUACAGAGAACGGGGUGGCUGAAGCAAAUAAUGCUUCAUUGACAGUAAAAGAAGCGCUCAAGGAUAGCACCAGGAUAAGAUACCUUGAUGGCCACCUAAAAUCCCUUUUAAAAGCAAUCAGGGAGGGUGUUAACAUCAAGGGUUACUACGUGUGGGCGUUUUUGGAUGACUUCGAAUGGACUUCUGGAUACACCCUUAGGUUUGGGUUCACAUACAUUGAUUUCAAGAAUAACUUGAGAAGAUACCUUAAAUAUUCAGCUUAUUGGUUCAAGAUGUUCCUCCUUCAUUAACUCUGCGACCUGUUGGAAUAUAUUACUCUCCUCAAUGCAGUUGGUUGCUGUGUGCGGACUUGUUUUUUGCUUGAGUUAUUAUUAUUUCAACUUCCUUGUUUUUUGUCAUCAUUUUGACCUCCUUUCCUCUUUGAUUCUUUAUUAAGACCAGACAUUGACUCUGCUAAAUUAUAGAGAAAAUCUUUGAAAUUACUAUUUCCUGCAGCCCACUCAGACUUGGUUCAAAUGGUAGGAUGAUGUAAGAUGGAUAUUCUAGGUUCAAACUUUUGGUGAUUUCCUCUUGAGCAAAAACCAGGAAAAAGAACAAAAUCAGUGGCAAAUUUUUUUUUUUCAUUAUUGGUACCUGCAUUGGCAGCACAUCAUGCUAUUUGUCAACUGUCCCAAAUAAAUUCCUUUGCCAUCACAACACAAAAUUUGAAGUGUAAAAUAAUAAUAAAGUUUGCACAAUGGAGGCAUCUUCUAUGUGACAAUUUCUACCAAGUGCGGGAGGUAUCACCUCCCACAAAAAAAAAAAAAAAAAAAA
Molecule: messenger RNA, 2141 nt
Organism: Theobroma cacao (cacao)
Lineage: Eukaryota; Viridiplantae; Streptophyta; Magnoliopsida; Malvales; Malvaceae
Product: beta-glucosidase 12-like
Biological process (GO): carbohydrate metabolic process
Molecular function (GO): beta-glucosidase activity
Source: RefSeq, a predicted model, not a curated record